Molecule: messenger RNA, 1098 nt
Organism: Dovyalis caffra
Lineage: Eukaryota; Viridiplantae; Streptophyta; Magnoliopsida; Malpighiales; Salicaceae
Source: the annotation of a GenBank genome assembly
AUGUCUCCUUCAACUCUCACUGCUUUGGCGGAAGAGAAAACCCUGCGAGCAAGCUUUGUCCGCGACGAAGAUGAACGUCCGAAAGUGGCAUAUAACAAUUUCAGCAAUGAAAUUCCAGUCAUUUCAUUAGCUGGGAUUGAUGAUGGCGGUGAAAAGAGAGGUGAAAUAUGCAAGAAGAUUGUCGAGGCAUGUGAGGAAUGGGGGAUUUUUCAGAUUAUUGACCAUGGGGUCGAUGCUAAGCUAGUGUCAGAGAUGACAAAUCUUGCUAAAGAGUUUUUCGCUUUGCCGCCGGAAGAGAAGCUUAGGUUUGAUAUGUCUGGUGGCAAAAAGGGAGGCUUCAUUGUCUCCAGCCAUUUACAGGGAGAGGCAGUUCAGGACUGGCGUGAAAUAGUGACCUACUUCUCAUACCCACUUCGCACCAGAGACUAUUCAAGGUGGCCAGACAAGCCAGAGGCAUGGAGAGCAGUGACGGAGGUAUAUAGUGAGAAGCUAAUGGCACUUGCUUGCAAGCUUCUUGGGGUCUUAUCAGAGGCCAUGGGAUUAGAAACAGAGGCCUUAACUAAGGCUUGUGUUGACAUGGACCAAAAAGUUGUGGUCAAUUUCUAUCCAAAAUGUCCACAGCCAGACCUUACACUAGGACUCAAACGCCAUACCGAUCCUGGCACCAUCACCCUCUUGCUCCAGGACACGGUUGGUGGUCUUCAGGCCACUAGAGAUAAUGGAAAGACUUGGAUCACGGUUCAGCCUAUUGAAGGUGCUUUUGUCGUCAACCUCGGAGACCAUGGUCAUUAUCUUAGCAAUGGAAGAUUCAGAAAUGCAGACCACCAAGCUGUGGUGAACUCAAACUAUAGCAGGUUGUCCAUAGCCACAUUCCAGAACCCUGCACCAGAAGCUACAGUGUAUCCUCUCAAGAUAAGAGAGGGAGAGAAGCCAGUGCUAGAUGAGCCAAUUACAUUUGCUGAGAUGUAUAAGAGGAAGAUGAGCAAGGAUCUUGAGCUAGCUAAGCUAAAGAAGUUGGCUAAUGAGCAGCAGCAGCAGCUGAAAGAUUUGGAGAAAGCCAAAUUGGAGACCAAGCCCAUCGAGGAAAUCCUUGCUUGA